Molecule: messenger RNA, 7900 nt
Organism: Aquila chrysaetos chrysaetos
Lineage: Eukaryota; Metazoa; Chordata; Aves; Accipitriformes; Accipitridae
Gene: SKI
Product: SKI proto-oncogene
Exons: 8
Coding region: 903-3053 (716 amino acids)
Biological process (GO): negative regulation of BMP signaling pathway
Cellular component (GO): nucleus
Molecular function (GO): SMAD binding; DNA-binding transcription factor activity, RNA polymerase II-specific; RNA polymerase II cis-regulatory region sequence-specific DNA binding
Source: RefSeq, a predicted model, not a curated record
GCGGAGGGGGGAGGCGGCCGCUGUUCCUGGAAGAGCCCGGCCUGGGGAGUUGGUCACAUUCUUGGCUGGGAUUCAAUGACUGAGGCAGACACCAACAAACAGAGCGGGGGGAGGAGGAGGAGGAGUGAGGGAGGCUGAGCCAGCCUGCAUUAGCUCAGCUCUCAGGCACUCUCAGUCUCUGCUGGAAAGAGGAGCUGGGAGGAUGUGCGCUCUGUUACCGCGGCUCCCCACGGCACGGCGAGAAGACCGAGAGAAAUAAGGGAAGAAAGGCGAACCGAGAGACGAGGAGUCCUCCCAGAUCAAGCUGAGGGACCACGAGGGCGAAGGGAGCCUGCUUAUUGCCCGUCCGAAGCCCCCGCGCCGUUUUGGAAGUGCCAGAGAUUUGGGCCUUUUCUUCUGCGUUGUUCCCUUCCACAGACCAAGCUUUCUUCCUCCUCCUGCUUUUUACUUUCCUCCCCCGCGCCUUCUUUUCGGUGGAUAUGGACAGAAGGGUGAUUACUGCAGAGAAGCAGCAGCCGCCAGAACAUAUUUGAGCCCCUGGUGCUCGGAGCGUGGCACAGACUUUUUGUAUUUCUGUGGGUGGCGUGUGCGUGUGUGUGUGUGUGUGAGUGAGUGAGUGUGUGUGUGUGUGUGUGUGUGUGUGUGUGUGGUGGAGGUGUGGGAGGCGGGAUUGGUUUGCCUGGGGGGUUGGCUGAGGGGGUGAGUGCUCGGAUGAAGACCUCUUUUUGCCGUGACUCUGUGCUCCAUCGGGGCAGCUUGGAGACUUGGAGAUUUUGAAAUUGUAACGAACCACCAGAAAAGACAGAAGAGAGAGACACGCAUACAAAAGGAUUUAUUUCCUAUUCGUUAGUGGAUUGUUAAACCUGAGUGGGAAGGAAAAAAAAAAACAAGGAAACUAAAAAAUGGAGACUGUAAGUAGAAGCAGCUUCCAGCCUCAUCCAGGACUGCAGAAGACCUUGGAACAGUUUCAUCUGAGCUCUAUGAGCUCCCUGGGUGGCCCUGCUGCUUUCUCAGCACGAUGGGCACAGGAGAUGUACAAGAAAGACAAUGGCAAAGACCCAGCAGAACCUGUACUGCAUCUGCCCCCUAUCCAGCCUCCGCCGGUAAUGCCUGGUCCCUUCUUCAUGCCCUCGGACAGAUCAACAGAGAGGUGCGAGACCAUCCUGGAAGGGGAAACCAUCUCCUGCUUCGUGGUGGGUGGAGAAAAGCGGCUUUGCUUGCCCCAGAUCCUGAACUCGGUGCUCAGGGACUUCUCCCUGCAGCAGAUUAAUUCGGUGUGUGAUGAGCUACAUAUUUACUGCUCCAGGUGCACUGCUGACCAGCUGGAAAUCCUCAAAGUCAUGGGCAUCCUGCCCUUUUCUGCUCCUUCCUGCGGGCUCAUCACUAAAACUGAUGCUGAGAGGCUUUGUAACGCCUUGCUUUAUGGUGGCACCUAUCCUCCCCACUGCAAGAAGGAAUUCUCUAGCACAAUUGAGCUGGAGCUUACAGAGAAGAGCUUCAAGGUGUAUCAUGAGUGCUUUGGGAAGUGUAAGGGACUCUUGGUGCCAGAGCUUUACAGUAACCCCAGCGCAGCCUGCAUCCAGUGCUUGGACUGCAGGCUUAUGUACCCACCUCACAAAUUUGUGGUCCACUCUCACAAAUCGCUGGAAAACAGGACUUGCCACUGGGGCUUUGACUCCGCAAACUGGAGAUCCUAUAUCCUCCUCAGCCAGGAUUACACUGGGAAAGAGGAGAAAGCUAGACUGGGCCAGCUCUUAGAUGAAAUGAAAGAAAAAUUUGACUAUAACAACAAAUACAAGAGGAAAGCCCCCAGGGUCCCUUCAGAUCCUCCUGCUUCCAAAAAGCCCAAAAUAGAUGACUCUGCUUCCCAAUCUCCAGCUUCUACUGAGAAGGAAAAACAGUCCAGUUGGUUACGGUCCUUAUCCAGUUCAUCUAACAAGAGUAUUGGCUGUGUCCAUCCCCGUCAGCGUCUCUCAGCUUUCCGGCCCUGGUCCCCUGCUGUAUCAGCAAAUGAGAAAGAGCUCUCAACCCAUCUUCCCGCAUUGAUCCGAGACAGUUUUUACUCCUACAAAAGCUUUGAAAAUGCUGUGGCCCCCAAUGUGGCACUUGCACCUCCAGCCCAACAGAAAAUUGUGAGCAACCCCCCCUGUGCCACAGUAGUAUCACGGAGCAGUGAGCCGCUGAGCAGCACUGUCCAGCCGCGGAAAAGAAAACUUGCUGCAGAGAACACAGCUAUCCCAGAAGCAGCAGCCGCUGUUGCGGCCACUGUUACUGCCACUGAAGAGGAUAAGGAAUCAGAAGCAGAAAUUGAAGUGGAAACCAGGGAAGAAUUCACCUCCUCCUUAUCCUCGCUCUCCUCCCCAUCCUUUACUUCAUCCAGCUCUGCAAAGGACAUGAGCUCACCUGGGAUGCAGGCCCCAGUCACAGUCAACAGUUCAUACGAGGUUGCGCCACAUUCUGACUCUCACAGCAGUGGGUUGGAAGCUGAGCUGGAGCACCUACGGCAGGCCCUGGACAGUGGCCUAGAUACAAAAGAAGCCAAAGAAAAAUUCCUCCAUGAAGUUGUUAAAAUGAGAGUGAAGCAGGAAGAGAAGCUAAAUGCUGCCUUGCAAGCCAAACGCAGUCUACACCAGGAGCUGGAGUUCCUACGAGUGGCUAAGAAAGAGAAACUGAGAGAAGCAACAGAGGCGAAGCGCAACUUAAGGAAAGAGAUAGAACGUCUGAGAGCUGAGAAUGAGAAGAAAAUGAAGGAAGCCAAUGAGUCUCGGAUACGACUGAAGAGGGAACUGGAACAAGCCAGGCAGAUCCGGGUGUGCGACAAGGGCUGUGAAGCAGGCAGGCUCCGGGCCAAGUACUCAGCCCAGAUUGAGGACCUACAGGUUAAGCUUCAGCAUGCAGAGGCUGACAGGGAGCAGCUCCGAGCUGACCUGAUGCAUGAAAGGGAGGCUCGGGAACACUUGGAAAAAGUAGUCAAGGAACUUCAGGAACAACUGUGGCCUAAAUCAAGCAGUCAACCCAGCAGUGAAAACACAACAAGCAACAUGGAGAACUAAACCACCACCACAUCAUCUAAUACACCUACAGAAUGACAUAUAUGCACAGUAAGGGAGGAUGCGUGGGGUACGUGUGUAAGUGCAUGUGUGAGUAGUUGUGUCUUGGCACACAGAUCCGUGAAUAUGGAUUCUUACUAGGUGGAAGGCCAAUGUUACUCUUUAUAACAGAAGCACUGAAUUACGCCUCUUUUUUUUUUUUCCAACCCAUAUAGCACAACAUCUUACUGUGCCUAUAAAACACAAAGUGUUUAUAAACAAAAUACUUUUAAGUCCACAGCAAAUUUUCUACUGGCAAACUCCAAGCAAGCAGCAUCGUCCAACUAAAAUCAGAGUAAAAGGCAAGCAUGGCAGUGUUUUUAUGUUGCCCUUCUGCCUGUUGGAACAUUUUGGAAUUUAAAAACAAACUUUUCUUAUAAGCUAUUUAAAAUAAUUCAUUACACAGACUUGGUAUUAAAAAAUUAACAAGAUUUUUAUAAUGAACCUGUAAAAGCAAAACAAAAAAAAAACCUUCAAUGCACAAUUUUUAAUGACUUGUUACAGGCUUUGGGAUUCUUAACGUAGAAGCCCUCUGGUGAUGAUGCCAUUUCAUUAGCAGUUUUCCAGCCAUCUAGGAAGCCGUCACAGUUUUAAUCCCGUCACGUGGUUGUAUGAGAAUUUCAGAGUGCUUUUCAAAGUUGAUUUUUUCUGUAGAAAGAAUUAUCUUCAUUUCCUGUCCUGAACACAAGAAGAAAGGAAGAUGCAGGAUUGUCAAGGGGGUGGGCGGGGGGACGAGAAGAUGUACGCUUUAGAAUUCCAAACCCAGCCUUACAGACUUCAGUGUUUGCAAAUCAUGCCAUCUUUUCUAAAGACAUCUUCAUUAACUGAUGUGUUCAAAAGACUCACUUCAUCCAAGAGCACUUCAGCUUUAGGAAAAGAAAGAAGGAAAUAAAGGAAGGAAAUGGAUGAUCGGUUGAGAAAUAAAGCAGAAGACACAUGCGUUUUGAAGUCAUUCUGAAAUCUUUACUUCAGCUUUCAGUUUUCUGGAAAACUCGUCUUUGUUGCACCAUCUUACCAUAAAUUCAGUAUUUACCUGCUUUUAUUAUAAACCAUCAGUCAGGAUUUCUGUGCCCAAGGAGAGUGCAACAUUGCAUUAUCAGAUACUACAGAAAAGAAAAACAUUUUUGCUGCUGUGAAUAAGCCUACAUCUUUUUAAAAAAACAAAACAAAAACAAAAACUUUUUUGUUUUUAAAAAGAGCAAUUACUUUAAUUUUGGGAUCCAAGCCGCAGCCCCGGAAUAAAAAUGCAGCACGCCAUCACUUUGUCUUAUUGUUGUUGUUGUUAUUGGUGGUGGUGGUGAUUUUUUAAUUUUUUUUUUUUUUUAAACUGCACUUUGUCACAAUCUUACUCUGCAUUUUAUUCCACGUUUCUAAAGUUUACAAGUCAAGCAUUCUAGAUUCUACCCUGCCUAACAGAUGUGAAAAUCAUCAACCCCAUUUUCCACCAUGUGACACCUUGCCUCAUCAUUUACAUGUAUGCAGUGAGGAUUCAGCAGGUACCGAAUGCUGCCAAAUACGAAUUCACCAGACCAGUGCGCUGCUGGUUGAGUUUUAAACCUGUUUUGCGUGACUUUGUAUCUAACAGCAGCUGGGAAGCAGUCGAGAUGCUCCCGGAAGUGCUUAAAGAGAGCUGGUGCUUUACUGAACAAGAGAAAAGUUAUUUUCACCCGUAAACACUCACCUCUUACACACUCAAGCGUAUCGGCAUAAAGUGAAAAUUUGAUCUGGGGCUGCAGACGUGCCUUCCAGCUCAUUUUUCCUCUCAGCAUCUUAUACAGGCAAUGCUGACACUUUUUUUACCUUAAAGAAUAAAAACGGAAAAAAAAAAAAAAAGAAAAAAAAAAAGAAAAAAACCCCUAUGCAUCAUCAUACACAGAAGUUAUUCUAAACGAAGAAACAUAUUUCCAGUAAUCUUUAUUUGCUUUUGGACAUUAAUGCAAACUAUUUAAUCUUAAAAAUUAUUUCCCAGUAGACAGAAAGCGGCUUCCAAUCCUAAAAUUAUAGUAUUUACUUACAUUAGAGAGAUAUUUUUUUUUUUUAAACAAGAGCUGUUUGCUUGAAACCAUUAUGAUAACCAUUAUAAUAACUGUGAGCAUUAACAAAGAAGUUCAUAUAUAUGUUUUAGGUACAAAAAGAAGAAAUAUGAAAGGAGUACAAUUACUGGGACAAUGUAAAACUGUUGGGAGCAAGAAAGAGUUAUACCAAGUAAAUUACAUGAAACUGUCCGUUUAUACAGGGGUUUGCCCUUGUGUGUUUGGGAUGCUGGAGACUGAGUCUAGAUGCAGGUCUCCUCUUCUAAAGUGCAAUGCAAAAGGAAUUUUGAUUAUGCUUAAGCAGGUUUUUUUAAUGUGGGGUUUUUUUUUUUCUUCUUUGUAUGUUUUUUUUCUGCGAUUAUUAAAUCAUAUGCAUGGAAUUAAAAUCUCUGCCAUACGUAUAUUCAUUAAUGGGCAUUAUUACUGUCUUAUGUAAAGGGUUUAUUUUGUUAUGCAGUAUGCAUAAAAAUGUUCUCAGCCUUAUGAUUUCCAGAUCUGUAUUAUUCACGUAUUUCUUCAAGGGAAACUAAAUAAUUUUAGCUUUAGUUGAUCAUUGUGCAUUUCAAAAGCCUCAUAUGCUAUGCUUUACUGCCAUGUUAAGAAAUUACACAUAGAACAAAUGUAUUCCCACCCCCACUGCCAGCUUCUUUGAAGCCUUACGUCUUAAGUUUUGUUUGUUUGGGUUUUUUCCCCUGAGCUUUGAUUGCAUCUCACCCCUUAGGACUCAACACAAAAUGGCAACAUGUCCUUCUCUGUGUUUUUCAUAGGAAAAGCGGCCCACUUACCUGCAGCACCUGACAGUUUGUCUUUCUUGUGCGUCUAGGGGAGCAUGCUGAUUCACUGGCACAAUUUCUGCUGUGCAUAUGAUGCUUUUAUCCUCCAAAAUUAAUGAAAUCUGCAUUUUUUCAAAGGAAAAAAACAGAACAGUAAAUAGGCUUAUCAAUAGUAAAUAGUCUCGUCAAACAAGCAGCAUCACCUGUGCUUCACAUCCAACAGGGAUAAGAUUUGCAAGAAAGAAGUCCCCAAAAUAAAGUCACAACUAUUGUUACAAACCCAUGGUUUCUUCUUUCACCAUGCAUGAUGGUAAUUCGAUGAAGUGUAAAUGAACUUCACAUUGUUUGAGGUUAAGACUCAACAGUAUUUGAUCCUUGGGAGUGAAAACUUCCUAGUAAAAACACUUCUAUAACUUACGAUUUAAAAAUCGGUAAGAUGAAAUAAGGUGCAAGACGACUGAGAACAAACAUUCUACACCAGCAGUUAAUCAGUAGGACAGGUUUACAGCAUAGGAGUCUAUCUUAAUUAAUUUUGUCUUUCCUAAAUACAUUUUAAACAACAAAGUCUUUAUUUCUGCAGAAUAUAUAAUUUAAUUCAGAAUUCCUGUGCAUGUAAUUUAUUUUAAAAUUGUCAGAAGAUGGCCACAGAGACACUAAUCCUAGAAAAGGGCUGUCAAAACAGUGGGAGUCUUCGGCGGGGGGGGGGGGGGGGGGGGGAAUUCGUGAAGGUGCUUAAGGUGAGGGAGUUCUGUGUGUAAUUUCUCUGUCUGCAACACUUCAGGAAAACAACUGUUAGCCCGUUCAGAUGGAACUGCUUUCCUUUUGACUUACCGUGGAGUCCCUGCUGCAUUCCAUUUGCACUCCAGCCUGUGAGUGUAGGAAUUGUAAAGUCACAUCUUCUCAUUUCAUCUGCUCUUUAGUUUCCUUUAAGAAGUUAAAAGGGAGAAGAGGUGUUUCAUACAGGCUGUUGACUCUCCCUGUACUUAAAAAUAUAUUACUUAAUACUUGUAUAUUCAGUUUAAUUACUCAUUGUUUCUAUUACUGAAAGAAGACUUAACGAAGGGAAAAAAAACCAACAGCAAUAACAUUCAUAUCUAUGGAGCAGCUAACUAGUAUACAUAAUAUUCUGCUUUUCAAACAGAACUAGCCAAUGUAAAAAAAAAAAAAAAAAAAGUUAAAAGUAAAUUCAACAUGUAAAUACUUUUUUUCAUUUUACACUGUUGUAUUAUAAGUGUAUAUGGUGUUUACUUUUUCAAAACUCUUUCUUACCUGGUAGUUGUCUUGUUUUAUGAGUUGUGUUUUUAACUAAGAAGAACCUUUGCUGUCUGUUAGGAAAAACAAAACAAAAUCUUUUUGCAAGUUUUAAAUGUGGGUUAACCUUUCUCCAUCAUUUGCAUUUUAUUUGUCCUUAUUUUCACUGUAAAGUAUUUUAUUACCAAAAGAUUGAUUUUCUUUCCAUUCUGCCCUCUCAUCAGUCCAUGUGUUUUUGAGAGAAGUAUUUUGUUGGUUUGGUUGUUGUUUUGUUUUUGGUUUUGUUUUUUUUCUUUUUUUUUUUUUUUUUUUUUAAUCAAAAGAACUCACAGAAAUGACAUUUUUUCAAUUGAAGAAAAAUAAAUCUUUACAUUUAUAAUAGCCAAUAGCAUUUCAGCACAUUUUUGUUAUCCUGGUCUCUCCUAUGCUGCUGCUAAUGACAAUAUUAUGACUUACUCUACUAUUCUAGAACUAUUUUUAUGUAAGUAAUGUAUGCUUUCUUGUUUAUAAAUGCCUGAUUUAAAAAAAAAAUAAGAAAAAAGCUUGGCAUAUUUAUCUAUUUCGCUGUGUACCUUGAUAGUCCUUUUCCACCCCCUUUUCCACAUCCCCUCCCCUUGAAGCAGAUAAUAUUGUAAAAUAAAGGACUUUAUGAGAUUAUGUAUGAAAAUAGCUAUGCUUAUAUACCACAGUGACUGAAUGUACAGUGUAUAGACGCAUUACCUAAAAUAAAAUUGUUUGUCCAGAAAAAAAUAAA